Emiliania huxleyi CCMP1516 is the source of this 1104-nucleotide messenger RNA. RefSeq lists its product as hypothetical. NCBI's taxonomy places the organism in Eukaryota, Haptophyta, Isochrysidales, Noelaerhabdaceae. Bases 1 to 1104 code for a protein of 367 amino acids. The record is from RefSeq and is a predicted model, not a curated record. The transcript has 2 exons.
AUGCUCCUCGACCGGCUCUUUGUCAUCUACCGCGACAGCGUGGAUGACAGCAUGUCCGGCCCGCCCGUGCCGCUAGCCGUCCUAGAGGUGCUCGAUUUCAACGAGAGGCUGCUAGGCUGCACGCGGGUCGUCCGGGUCGACCCACACUACGUGUGGAGCGCGCGGCAUCCGGAAAAGGUAGAGCCGGUGGAGAGGCUGGUCGGCCGGACUUACAACUGCCUCGGGCAGGCAUGCCAGCGCGUUUACGCGGCCUUCCACGGCACGGCCAUCCGAACGGAGUUCAUGAACCGGUUCGAGGUGUAUCUGCGCAGCUCGGAGAUCGACCCGGCCCUCCUCGGCGAGAUAAGCUACGAGCGGCUCAGCCGGGGCGUAAGGUUGACCGAGUGGUGCUCUCCGGCGCUCGCGGCGGCCCGUGUGGAGAGCCUGGAGAUUCCACCCCUCGUCACCCCGCAGCCCGCACGGCUCGGCGACCCAUGGGAGGGGUGGAUUCCCGUGGGCAGCGGGCGGCCGUACGUGCACAGCGGCACGCCUCAUUACGAGGUCGAGCAGCUGCAGCGAGAGGCGCGCCGCAUUGCGCUCGAGGGGGGCUUCUUCGCACGCGAGCGGUCCCGCGACGCGCACAAGCGCUCCCACGCCGAGGCGAACCCGCUCGAGGAGGGCGAGCUGCGCGGGAAGAAGCGCCGCAACUCCUUCAAGGAGGUGGAGCCCGGCCGGCUGGUCUUCCUCAAGGACCACGUGCGCUCGCGCGGCCCCGCCCACGCGACGCACCCGCACGUCGUGGUCAGCUCCAGCCUGCAGCGCAUCGGAGGGGUGCACGAUGCGAGGAGGUGCGUGGUCCUGCGGCCCCUGCCCGAGGCGGCGGCGCUGCCCGAGGCGACGCACGCGGUGGUAGACACCGUCGGCCUGAAGGAGGACUUUGCGCGCACCUGGCGGGAGCACGUCGUCGCGCCCGGCUCGCUGCUCGAGGAGGCGAUGCUCGAGGCGGUCGGGCUGCACCGGAUGCGGACGACGCCGCCGCAGGGCAUGAAGGGCGCGUGGAAGAGGCUCGCGCCCGGGAUCCCGAAUCCAUGGAUCAUGCGUGGGAAUCCGAGGGCGGGAGCCUAG